Molecule: messenger RNA, 837 nt
Organism: Opisthocomus hoazin
Lineage: Eukaryota; Metazoa; Chordata; Aves; Opisthocomiformes; Opisthocomidae
Source: RefSeq, a predicted model, not a curated record
AUGAGAACUACGCGGCGUCAAUACUCGCAAGAGACGAGGAGGCUCUUGGCCGCCAACCUCCUCAGCGUGUUCGCCGUUGCCCUGACAGCGGUCGUCCCGGCUUUCUUCUGGGAGGGGUUCACGGUUCUGGGGACCCACCUGGCGUGGCUGUGCGUUUGUUCCGCUGGCGUCGGCGCCCUGCGCGUUGUCUUGCACUUAGUCCUUAAUCCAAAUCAGUCUCCUAAGAAAAGUUCUUGUGCUCACAAGAUAUCCAGAUUUCUAAAAUGCUGUAUAUACUUUUUCAUGUCUUGCGUACUAUUUCAUGUGAUUAUUGUUCUUUAUGGAGCGCCUCUCAUAGAAUCUGUGACUGAGACAUUUUUGUUUGCAGUUCUCCUGUCUACCUUUACUACGUUACAAUGCUUGUGUAUGCUGGGACCAAAUGUACAAGCAUGGAUACGGGUAUUUAGUAAAAAUGGAGCUACCUCUAUCUGGGAAAGCAGCCUACAGAUUACUACCAUGUGCAGUAUACUAGGAGCUUGGUUUGGAGCAUUUCCUAUUCCUCUUGAUUGGGAUCGGCCUUGGCAGGUAUGGCCCAUCUCCUGUUCCCUCGGAGCUACCUUUGGCUACGUGGCUGGUCUGAUUAUUGCACCUCUGUGGAUACACUGGAACCGGAAGCAGCUUACAUACAAAAGCAGAUAACUGGAGCAAAGAGAGACAAGAUAUGGGCUUCUCUUUCAUAUCAUUCAGUCUUGCCAGAGUUUUUGGGUCAUCACGAAGAUCAAUCUAGCAAGAAAGAUUGCAGUCAUGUUGGAAUACUAACAAAAGUCAGCAGGCUCUAUGAUGCCCUCUUUUUAAAGC